This is a messenger RNA of Saccostrea cuccullata (small rock oyster), 2289 nucleotides long. RefSeq lists its product as uncharacterized. Bases 271 to 2028 code for a protein of 585 amino acids. Gene Ontology annotation, biological process: chemical synaptic transmission; G protein-coupled receptor signaling pathway, coupled to cyclic nucleotide second messenger. Gene Ontology annotation, molecular function: neurotransmitter receptor activity; G protein-coupled serotonin receptor activity. The transcript has 2 exons. Lineage: Eukaryota; Metazoa; Mollusca; Bivalvia; Ostreida; Ostreidae. Gene Ontology annotation, cellular component: plasma membrane; dendrite. The record is from RefSeq and is a predicted model, not a curated record.
AACAUAGCUCUAUUUCAGCGCUCUCGUAUGCUGUUCGGGUAUAUUUUCAGCCUUUGUUUUGUCUUGAGAAGAAUCCAAUAGGGGCGUUGGCAUGUUAUGUAGGUUGUGGCUUUUGGAUCUUUAUAACAUAUGAAUAUCAUGCAGAGAUAUUGAUAUUGUAUCAGAGUCGGAUUUGUCCUUGUUUCAGAAAGUAGAACCCGUGUGAUGACGUCAAAACACUUCUAAGGAAUUGUUUGGAUACAACAUCAAAACAGUGAAGACCGUCGGCAUAUGAUGAAUGUUAACGUUACUUUUCAUAAUGACGUCACAUAUUCAUCAGACGAUAAAUAUUUAUUUGAUACAGACAUGGUGAUAUUGUGUUGUGACGUCGUGAUAAUUCUAGCCGCUGUACUGGGAAUUAUUGGUAAUACACUGCUCUGUGUUUGUAUUCUGAAAACUCGUUCUCUUCGGACAUUCAUCAACGCUACUUUAAUGAGCGCCUUGAUAGGUAAUUUAAUCGCGUGUGUCACUCUACUUCCGCUGCGUGUGUAUCUCUUUACAGCCUCUUUAUCAACUGUGAACUGGGCCACCAUAUGCAGCGCUGCAGUGUUUUUCAGGACUUUUUGUGACAUUUUGCAACUCUUUAUGCUCGUAAUUGUUAGUUAUGAAAGAUUCCAGUGCGUUUCGAGUCCGUUCAAAAAAGAUGGACGCGCUAAGAGAACGGCGCUUCUGAUUGGUUUGUCGUGGACUCUGGCCAGCGGAUUAAGUUUGUUAUCGGCCUUUAUCUUUGUGGAUUCGCCACUCUACGACAAGUGUCUGAUAAACACGACAUCAAACCAUUUCUCCUGGGGAACACAUGAUUUAUACUUGAUUUUUCCAUUUGGUAUUGGGACUUUAUUAAUUAUCAUUGUAUUUUAUGGUCUAAUUAUGUUUACUCUUUUCAAACAUAGAAAGAGAAUGAUAGGCCAUACUGUUCAUAGAAAAAACAAAGUAGUUCCACACAUGAUGAAUGAAGAUUUCAAAGGGGUGGAUAAAUCAUUUAGUAACACAGAUUUGUCAAGUAUCCUUCCAAGAACACCCCUUCACUUUAGCGUUACUAAUGUGGAAAAGUCAAGCAAAUAUUGUGAAACAAACCUCGACCGCAAAAACAAUACUGAUGACACACAGAAAACUGAGACGGUUCAACAUGAGAAUACAGAUAAAAAGUUGGUUACAGUAGAGCGACGUGAUAUUAAAACCACAUCUAUACUAAAACAUGAUAAACCUGUAGAUAACUAUGCUGUGAAAAAAUCGAGACUAGAUGUUGUUAAAGCACCUCAGGCAAAAUCAAAUAAUAUAGAAGAAAAUAUAAAGAAGAAUGAAUUAGGAAAUGACAAAGAAAAUGAUGAAGAAAAUAAUGAAGAAAAUAAAUUAGAAAUAAGAAGAAAUGAAAAAUGUUUGGAAGAAACAGUUGUAUCUAAAAAGGAAGAAAAUGAAAACAAACAAAUGGAAAGUCAACAAUCUCCUGAUAAAGUGUGCGAAAAUGGUUCUAGCUUAAAACAAAAUCAAGUUGCAGAUCAGACGUUAAAGGUCUUUCUCACCAACGCUACACCGUCCUGCUCCAACAAAACAACAACGUUUCAUCAACAAAAUGCAAGCGAUGGUGCUAACACUGACAGCCUUAUACAAAUAUUUGACAUUACUGGUGAGGUCAAUAGAGUUUCCAAAAAAGAAACUAACUACUCAGGUUCAGUUUGUGUAAUGAACUCGAAAAGCAAGGAACUCGGAAAACGAAAAGUAGAAGCAAGGGCGGCUAAACGUAUCGCAAUUAUGAUUGUGUUGUUUAUCUGUCUUUGGAUGCCACUUCCGCUCACUGUACUAGGAACUUGGAAUGGGAACCCGUCAAAAGCGCAGGCGCAUCUAUUGGUUGUGACUGCGACUAUUGGGAUGUGUUCGGUUGUCGUAAACCCAUUACUUCAUAGUAUUUUAAAUAGGCAGCUUCAUGCGUCAUUAAAGAGCAUGAUAAGGCGGAGGAAAUGCGGAAGUUGUCUACGUCAUAAUGACCGCUAGAGAGUGACGACAGCCAUUGAUGUGCCAUAAAAGUGAAUACCUCAUUAUAGAUCGUCAAAACAUGAUUUUACCUUUCCGGUUUGUGUUAAAUGAGUAUUAAUUGAAGUUUUAUGUUUGCUGGCUGUUUUAACUUAACUUCUAAGAAAUAUAUAUAAAGACGCCUUUAUAUCCAAAGGUUUCCGUCGUACUAAUUUUCUUCGAUCUUUUAUUUUGUCUUUUAACUUUUUCAAACGCUUUGAAAGAAAACAUCAUUAACAAAUG